This is a messenger RNA of Penicillium malachiteum, 1749 nucleotides long. RefSeq lists its product as uncharacterized. The record is from RefSeq and is a predicted model, not a curated record. The transcript has 2 exons. The coding region runs from base 1 to 1749 and encodes 582 amino acids. Gene Ontology annotation, molecular function: mRNA binding. NCBI's taxonomy places the organism in Eukaryota, Fungi, Ascomycota, Eurotiomycetes, Eurotiales, Aspergillaceae.
AUGAGCGGCAGCUCGAAUCAGUCCACUCGAACGAGUCCCGGCUCUUUCGGAACAACUCAGCGCACAGAGUCCGUAUCUUCUGGUUCUUCGCCGACACAACAGACCCUCUCCCAAGCGCCCGCGACGGCUCAGCAUGCGAUGUCCACCGACGUGUAUAGCCCGACUGUCUCGCAAGCGCCAACAUCUUUAGGCCCUACUUUUACCUACCCCUUUUCUUCGCCUCUCGGUCCUUCUUCCUCCUUUGAUAGCGGAAUGCGCCUCGGGGAUACCGAUCGCAACCUCCAGGGCCUAAAUGGCCUGGGGCGCGCGUCCAGUGGUGGAAUGAUCUUGAUGCGCAAAUUGCCCAGGAAUACUAGCCGUGAAGCUCUUCGCAGUAUGCUGCUUUUCGCUAAGGACUUUGUGGAUGCCGAUUUCGUGACUUCAGAUCUCCCUGAAGAUGAUGGAUUUUUGAGUGCGAUCGCGCGCUUCAACACUUUGCCCGCAGCUGAAGAGGCCCGUGCUCUCCUGGAUGGCAAGCCCAACUCUAAGAACGAUGCGAACAUGGUGGUUGAGAUGUACCCUGGCCCUGUCGGAUCCAACCUCUCGAAUGCGCGUCGAAACACGAUCGAUCAUACCGCGACGCGUGGCUUGCUUGGUGGUGUCCCCUCGAACGGUCCUUUGUCGCGUCAAUCAUCCCGGUUCAAUGGAACUUUCCAGAGUUUGGAGAGACUGUCAGCUACAAACCCAUCUGCGGUGAUCGGUGAAGGGUUGCCUUCAGCAUCGGAGUCUGGGUCGCGUCUCCACAACCUAUUCUCACCACAAUCCCCGAUCGGAAACGGUGUUGGCGAUUUGCCACGCAUCACUGGAAAGUCGAUGAUCGAUGAGGAUCCUGAUGAGGAGACUGGAGAAUUGCUGAAGGACCCUAUCCCAACUGGUCGUUUCGGUAGCCUUUCUCUUUCGACCAAUAUGUCGCCUCCUUUACCUAAUUACGCUUCUGGUGGUCCCGGUCCCCGUAUGAGUGGAAGCGGCCCAUCAUCUGCCUACUCUAAUAAUGUGAAUCACGGCCAUGGCUACCCCUAUGGUAGUCAACACACGCCUCGCCAUAGCUUGCCAGCUGCCAACCCUAAUGACCUCAACCCACCUUGCAAUACGCUAUACGUUGGAAAUUUGCCGCCCGACACUUCGGAAGAGGAGCUCAAGGCCCUGUUUUCCAAGCAGCGCGGUUACAAGCGACUCUGCUUCCGCAACAAGCAGAAUGGACCAAUGUGUUUUGUGGAAUUUGAUGAAGUCGCGAUGGCGAGCAAGGCCCUUAACGAACUAUACGGUUACAAAUUGUCCAACAGUGUCAAAACUGGCAUUCGUCUCAGUUUCUCUAAAAAUCCUCUUGGUGUGCGCUCUGGUCAACCUGGCAGUAUGACUUCUACCAACCCACUUUCCGGCCCCGGUGGAGUUCCUGGAGGCAGCAGUCUAGGUGGCAUGCCGAGUCAUAUGUUUUCUUCGGUGACUGGACCUCCCCCAGGCCUCGCAGCACCACCGGGUCUUGCCAUGCCCAUGCCGAUGCGCAAUGGCAACAACAUCCACGGCCAGGGAAAUGCCCACCCCAUGAUGAACAACUCUCAGUUCAGCCAUAACUCCGGUCUAGGAAUACGAGCCAAUGGAGCUAAUUCAAUGAUGAUGUCUCCACCUCCUGGGAACGCGGCCACCAAUAAUGCAGGCCCAAACAUGAAUGGCUUCAAUUCCUUCUACCCUGACUACAUGAUGGGUCGUUAA